Molecule: messenger RNA, 1543 nt
Organism: Gavia stellata (red-throated loon)
Lineage: Eukaryota; Metazoa; Chordata; Aves; Gaviiformes; Gaviidae
Gene: TSPAN12
Product: tetraspanin 12
Exons: 7
Coding region: 54-971 (305 amino acids)
Cellular component (GO): membrane
Source: RefSeq, a predicted model, not a curated record
CGGGAGGGAGGAUGUGGUGAGAGAAUGGGGCUGUCUUCCCGCGGGGGCUCGCCAUGGCCAGGGAGGACUCGGUGAAGUGCCUGCGCUGCCUGCUCUACGCCCUCAACCUCCUCUUCUGGUUAAUGUCCAUCAGCGUAUUAGGUGUUUCUGCUUGGAUGAGAGACUACCUGAAUAAUGUUCUCACUUUAACCGCAGAAACAAGGGUGGAGGAGGCUGUCAUUUUGACUUACUUUCCUGUGGUCCACCCGGUCAUGAUUGCAGUCUGCUGUUUCCUCAUCAUAGUUGGAAUGCUGGGCUACUGUGGAACAGUGAAAAGAAACCUGUUGCUCCUUGUCUGGUACUUUGGAAGCUUGCUUGUAAUAUUCUGCAUUGAACUGGCCUGCGGUGUUUGGACCUACGAGCAGGAAAUAACGGUUCCAGUGCAGUGGUCUGAUAUGAUCACGCUGAAAGCCAGAAUGACCAAUUAUGGCCUACCUAGGUACCAGUGGCUGACCCAUGCUUGGAAUUUCUUCCAGAGGGAGUUUAAAUGUUGUGGGGUGGUGUACUUCACAGACUGGCUGGAAAUGACAGAGAUGGACUGGCCGCCUGACUCCUGUUGUGUCAGAGAGUUCCCAGGAUGCUCUAAGCAGGCACAUCAUGAAGAUCUCAGUGACCUUUAUCAGGAGGGAUGCGGUAAAAAAAUGUACACUUUUUUGAGGGGGACGAAGCAAUUGCAAGUGCUGAGAUUUCUAGGAAUCUCUAUUGGAGUGACACAGAUCCUGGCUAUGAUCCUCACUAUUACCUUGCUGUGGGCUCUGUACUAUGACAGAAGGGAUCCUGGAGCGGAUCAGAUCAUGGCCCUGAAGAGUGAUGCCUCGCAGCAGCUGUCGUGUCAUUCCAUAGAGCUACUGAAACCAAGCCUGACAAGGAUCUUUGAACACACAUCCAUGGCAAACAGCUUUAGUACACACUUUGAAAUGGAAGAGCUAUAGGUGAUGCAAUGAAUCUGAGAGGUCACAAAGGGUUUUAAUUGGUUUUUGUUGUUGUUUUUAUUCUGUUCCAUCAAGUAUGCCAAAUAUACCAGUCUUCGUAUGCUUCAGAAAACAGCUGAUGAAUGGAAGUGAGAGAGGCCAGCAUACAAAGAAGGAUAAGACUGUCAGCCUCUUAGCCAUGGCCUCAGCCAUGAAACAGAGUUGAUUUUGUUUGGUUGUUUUUUAAAAGGCACUCAUUCACUGGGCACAGUAAUAUUUAAUUUAUUGUCACAAGCUGUGUGAUGUGUAAAAUACUGAUUCAUUCACAGGUAGACAGUACCUCUAAGGAAGCAUCACGGGAAAGGAAGAGAAAUACUCAUCUUCUGAAGAAACGACUGUGCUUUGGACAAACAAAAUGUGACUUCAGUUGAAAUUGACUUUUACAUUUUUAAUAAGCCAUUUGGAAAAUGUCUUAAUCAGGGAUCUAUGUAUAUAUAAUUGUGUGGUUUUGUGUGUACAUGGAAAGCGGAACUGCAAUUCAAGUCAAUACUUGGAUUUAAAAAUUUGUGAGAUUUGUAAAAAGGGCAAGAUUU